CUCCUUCGCCGUUUCUGACGGAUCGCUUUGCAAGGAGCCACACCUACCUCCGCAUCUCGUUGACAGAGAGGUGCAAUUUGCGGUGUCUCUACUGCAUGCCCCUGGAAGGAGUGCCUCUGACGCCGACGGACGAGCUGCUGACGUCCGACGAGGUGCAGCGUGUUGCGAGGCUCUUUGUGCGGCAGGGCGUCAACAAGAUCCGCUUGACGGGCGGCGAGCCAACGGUGCGCAAAGACUUGGGCGACAUCAUUGGCGCACUGUCGGAUCUUCGCAGCGACGGUCUGAAGCAGAUUGGCAUCACAACCAAUGGCAUCACUCUGCCGCGCCACCUUGGCCACCUCGUCGCCAAUGGCCUUACCCACCUCAAUGUCUCUUUGGACACGCUCGACCCACUCAAGUUCGAGCUCAUGACUCGCAGGCCAGCACAGGGUCUCGAAAAGGUGCUCAGCGGAAUCGACCUUGCCCUGGCAAUAGGUGUUGAGAAUGUCAAGGUCAAUGUUGUUGUCGUUCGGGGCCUCAACGAUGGCCAGGACGUCCUCGACUUUGUCGAAUGGGCCAAAGACCGAAGCGUGGUGGUACGCUUCAUCGAAUAUAUGCCCUUCGAUGGCAACAGAUGGAGGCCCGAGAAGCUGGUGCCGUACACGCAGCUCCUCGCAACUAUCGAGGCUCAUUACGGCGGCCUGGCGAAGAUCGAGGAUGAUGCAAAUGACACGAGCAAGCACUGGAGGGUGCCCGGGCACAAGGGCAGCAUUGGCUUCAUCACAAGCAUGACAGACCACUUUUGUGGGACGUGCAACCGUCUGCGUAUCACCGCCGAUGGCAAUCUGAAGGUUUGCCUCUUUGGCAAUGCCGAGGUCUCGCUGCGGGAUGCGAUGCGGACCGGUGUAUCACACAAAGGCUCGCCUCCCACGCCAGCGACGGACGAGGAGCUGCUGCACAUCAUCGGGGCUGCCGUCGGACGCAAACACGCCAAGCACGCCGGAAUGAAGGACCCCGAGGAUCUGGCAAAGGGAGCUGCAUUUGUAUCAACACGACAAUUAUCAAGACUUCGUUCGCUUUCUCGCUCUCGCCACUUACCUCUCUCUAUACCGACCAUUGGCUCGCAGGUGGGCCUCCGUGCCUACCACUCGUCACAAAGACGACCGAAGUCGAAGCGAGACGACUCCAAUAUACUCGACCCAUGGGCCGAUAUGGAUGCAGCCGCCGACGCAGCCUAUGCACCCGCACCCGCUGAAGAUGCCGGUUUGAAAGUCGAACCGGCGCACAAAACAACUAUCCCAAACGAAGCCGACAAAGGUCGACAGUUGUCGUGGUCGGCGUACAUGGGUGACGCCGACGAUGGCGACUCGCCGUGGGCGAGCCUGGACGCUAUUGCCGAUGGAGCCGGCCACCUCGCCAAGCCCUUCCCCAUUCAGGCCGAGGGAGCCAGUGACAAAAGUCACGAGGACGCCGCCAUGGUGGCAGCCGUCGAAGCUGCUUUGUCGCGCCAAGAGACUGUUGCAAAUGCACCUUCAAAGGCGUCACCUCUGCCUGCUUCCCAUUCCAUGCAUGCGACUUCUGCCAGCCCGCCGCCUCCUCGGCUUACGCACGUGGAUUCUGCGACGGGAUCCGCCUCCAUGGUCGACGUCUCGUCGAAAGCAACGACUCCCCGGACUGCGGAAGCUGUCGGCCGCGUCUCGAUCCCGCGGGUGGCCCUUGAACUCCUGCGUGCCUCGACAUCAUCAGCAUCAUCAUCAUCGAAGGACGCACAACUGCCUCUGGGUGCAAGGCUCAAGGGCCCUGUCCUCCACACGGCCCAGCUGGCGGGCAUCAUGGGCGCCAAGCGCACUGCAGAUCUCAUCCCGCUCUGCCACGGCAUCCCGCUCGCGCACGUCGACGUGUCCAUCGACGUGGUGGAGGACGAUGAAGAAGCGGAGCUGCCCUACCUCCAGGUCCGAUGCACGGCGACGACGGCCGGCCAGACGGGCGUCGAGAUGGAGGCCCUCACUGGCGUCCACGUCGCGUGCUUGACGCUGUGGGACAUGCUCAAGAGCGUCGCGGGAAGGGACAUGGUCGUGUCGGACAUCAUGGUCACGAGGAAGAGCGGUGGCAAGAGCGGGGACUGGACCAGGCAACCGUGAAGAGACCAUGAAAUCGAUCGCUUAGCAUUUAGCAAACUCGUCCGUGUGUAUAUGCGUGUGUGUAUCUUCCUUUUGGUAUACAUGGGUGAUGA
Acaromyces ingoldii is the source of this 2212-nucleotide messenger RNA. Its product is annotated as molybdenum cofactor biosynthesis prote. Gene Ontology annotation, biological process: Mo-molybdopterin cofactor biosynthetic process. The transcript is spliced from 3 exons. The record is from RefSeq and is a predicted model, not a curated record. NCBI's taxonomy places the organism in Eukaryota, Fungi, Basidiomycota, Exobasidiomycetes, Exobasidiales, Cryptobasidiaceae. Gene Ontology annotation, molecular function: cyclic pyranopterin monophosphate synthase activity; 4 iron, 4 sulfur cluster binding; GTP 3',8'-cyclase activity. Bases 96 to 2120 code for a protein of 674 amino acids.